Messenger RNA from Macrosiphum euphorbiae (potato aphid), 537 nucleotides. NCBI's taxonomy places the organism in Eukaryota, Metazoa, Arthropoda, Insecta, Hemiptera, Aphididae. The record is from the annotation of a GenBank genome assembly.
AUGAUUCAAAUAAAUAAAAAAAAAAAAAAAUUAUCCAUAGCUGAUGAACGGAUUGAAGAAGCCUUAAAGAUAUUUAAAAAAAUAGCAGAAGAGCCAAUAAAAGAAAUGGACGAGAGCGAUUUAUAUUGUAAUUACCUUUCUAGCCAAUUUAAAAAAUACACACAAAGAACAAGAAUGCUUCUCCAAAAUGAUAUAAAUAAAUUAUUACUCGCUGCUGAUCUUGGAAAAUACGAAAUAGAUACUACUCGACAUCCACAUUAUAUUAACUCAUAUUAUCCCUCAUUGACUCGGGUUCCUAUAUUAGCCGUACCUGGUCCUAUGAUUAAUGCAAAUUUUUCUCGAGAUAACAACUUACACACUCUGGAUACUUUUCCUCAGACUUCACCAACAGAAUCGACAUGUACAUCUUUUUCAACUUUAUCCGGUCCCCAAGUUCAACAUUUUUUUGACAAUCUUAACAAUUCAUACACUUUUCCACAAACAGAAACACCAGAAUCUACAUCUGCAAAUACAUCAUUAUUAACUAGACACACCUGA